This is a messenger RNA of Heteronotia binoei (common prickly gecko), 1125 nucleotides long. RefSeq names its product olfactory receptor 10AC1-like. Gene Ontology annotation, molecular function: olfactory receptor activity; G protein-coupled receptor activity. NCBI's taxonomy places the organism in Eukaryota, Metazoa, Chordata, Lepidosauria, Squamata, Gekkonidae. Gene Ontology annotation, biological process: G protein-coupled receptor signaling pathway. Gene Ontology annotation, cellular component: membrane. Bases 1 to 1125 code for a protein of 374 amino acids. The transcript is spliced from 2 exons. The record is from RefSeq and is a predicted model, not a curated record.
AUGGAGAAAAGUAACCACUCAUCUGAUAUAGCCACAGAAUUCCUACUGCUGGGAUUCUCCGACCUGCGCCACCUGCGGGGCCUCCUCUUUUUUGUCUUCCUUGUGGUGCUUUUGGCGACUCUGGCUGGAAACCUCCUCAUUUUCUUGGCAGUGGCUGCCGAGAAUUCCCGCCAACCCAUGCUCUUCUUCCUCUGCCAGCUCUCCGCCAUCGAGCUCUGUUACACCCUCGUCAUCGUUCCCAAAACUCUGGUCGAUCUUGUUUCCCCCGAGGUGAGCACCAUUUCCUUCAUGGGCUGCGCCACCCAAAUGCACUUCUUUGCGACUCUGGGAGGGGCCGAAUGCUUCCUCCUGGCCGCCAUGGCCUACGAUCGCUACGUGGCCAUCUGCCGGCCGCUGCACUACGCGGUCAUGAUGAGCCAGGAGUUCUGCCUUCAGCUGGCCGUAAUCUGCUGCCUCGGUGGCUUGAUCGUCUCGCUGGGCCUGACUGCGGCUGUCUUCCGUCUGCCCUUCUGCAGCUCCCGCCGCAUCAACCACUUCUUCUGUGACAUCCCUGCUCUUCUACACCUGGCCUGCACAAAGAGCUACACCAGUGAACUGCCCCUCCUGGCUGCCUGCAUCAUUGACCUCUUGCUCCCCUUUGUGCUCAUCCUCAUCUCCUACUCUUACAUCGCCGCAGCCGUGAUGCGGAUCCGGGACUCGGCCGGCCGGGGCAAAGCUUUCUCGACCUGUGCCUCGCAUCUGGCUGUCACCCUCUUGCACUACGGCUGUGCCACUUUCAUGUACGUACGUCCCAAGUCCCAUUACACACCGAACAGGGACAAGAUGCUGUCUCUGUUCUACACCAACAUUACCCCCUUGCUAUACCCUCUGAUUUACAGUCUCCGGAACAAAGAAAUCAAAGGAGCAGUGAAGAAACUGCUGCAGAAGAAAGUGGCCCAGCCAAACUGGAACACCGUGAAGUGCAACGAGAUGGUGCACAUUUCUGAAAUGCUCUUUAAGCCACACACAAGCAAGCAUGAGCAUGCAGUGGAUGAGCACAGUCACCACAUCAGUCAACACACUGAAAAUGCUACAGUUGCUCGGUUAAGGGAGCUCCUAAUCUGGGAUCCUGAGACUGAGGACUGA